Messenger RNA from Osmia bicornis bicornis, 1221 nucleotides. RefSeq names its product trichohyalin-like. The transcript has a single exon. NCBI's taxonomy places the organism in Eukaryota, Metazoa, Arthropoda, Insecta, Hymenoptera, Megachilidae. The record is from RefSeq and is a predicted model, not a curated record. The coding region runs from base 1 to 1221 and encodes 406 amino acids.
AUGCGGCCGCCACCUCCGCCGGGGUGGGGAAGGGAGAAAGUGGUAGAUACUAGGAAGGGGAUCGGCUGCAAGGAGAAAAGCAGUGAUACAGGCGCUGGCAAACGAGGUAGGCUAACAAAGGCAGAGCAGCUAGCCAAGGCCCACAGGCCAAGAGCUAAUAGCGUGGGCAUAAUAGAAGAGUUAAAUAGAAAAAGAGAAAGAGAGGAGAAGAGAACAAAAGAAGAUCGGACUCAACAGCCGUUUAAGAAAAGCGCAAAAACACAGAGAUCCCCAAUCAAGAACAGUACAUAUAAUAUGGAUAACCAAUGUACUGAAAAUAAAGAAGGGGAGGAAGAAAAACAAACGGGAUCAGUAGAAGGGGAAAAAGAUAGUCAGACCCCAUGGGGCAUUAUUAUGAAGGAACUACAAGGGAUGAGGCAAGAGAUGAAACAAGAAUUUGAGAAGGACAGAAACGAAUCCCGGAAAGAAAGGUCGGAGCUGAGAAAUGAGAUAAAGAAGCUAAGAGAAGAAAUGACCGAAAAAGGAAAAAACUGGGAAAGGAAAUACCUAGAGGCGGAGGAACGGGCAAAGAAGCUGGAGGAAAGAUUGGAAAGGCUAGAAGGAAGGGAAAAAAAAGGAAUGGAGGAUACCGAGGGACGACUAAGAGAAAUAGAAGAGAAGGCAACACAAAUAGCAGCAGGAAAAAGAGGGCCAAACCAAGGGGACGGAGACUACCUAGACAUAUGGAAGGCCAAACUAGAACAGCUAGAUAGGAACUGGGAGGCAACGAAGAGAAGGGAGAGAAAGAAUAAUAUAAUAGUAAGAGGGAAAAAAUGGCCCACAAGAAACGAAAAAGAAGAAAUAGAAAAACUCCUGAGAGAAGAAUUGAAUACGGAUGCGAAAGCCAGAAGAGUAAGAGUGCUAGGCAAUGAAAGAAACAUGGCAGUGGUAGAAAUGGAAAGUUGGGAAGAUAAGGCAAAAGUGAGGAGGAUGAAGAAAGAACUCAAAGACAAAGGCCAGAUGAUAUUCAUAGACAACGACUAUACACAAAAGGAAAGAGAGAUACAAAGAAAGCUAGUAACGAGGGCAAAGAAAGAGAAGGAAAAGGGAGCGCAAGUGAAGGUUGGAUAUAUGAAAAUCCAGAUACAAGGAAAGUGGUGGUUCUGGAAUGAGGUAGACGGAGAGAUCAGGGAGGAGAGGAACUUUCGAAACGGAAGAGGGACGACAUCCGCAGAAAUCUAA